AUGUCGCCCUCCAAAGACGGCCCAGGAUCGGGAACGUCGACGCCAAAGAUUGCAAUAAAAGGCUUUUCACUGUCCUCGAGAUCCUCCUCUUCAAAACCCGGCGCCAAACCCCUCCCCUCAUCUUCGCUUGGAAAGAGACCGCGCUCUCAUUUCGCAGCGCACGACGAUUCCGAUUCAGAAGGCGAGAAUGGAAAGGCGAAGCAUGAAAGUGUUGUGGCGUUUGGUAAUGGACGCGCAAUAAAGCAUGAUGAGAAGACGAAGGAGCCGCUCGUUAUUCAGAGAGUGGGGAAUAGGGAUUGGAAGAGUGAGGCGAGGAGCAGGAUACAGUCUCAUCAUGGGAGUAGUGGUGGAGUGCGAGGAGGGGUUGGUGAGGGGGUGGGGCAGAUCAGGGAGAGGAAGAAUUUGUUGCCGGAGGAGGUGCAGGCCAUGCGAGCAGCGCAAAAGAAUGGAGAGAAGAAAGUAGAAGGCGUGGAUGUGGUUAAUAGUCAGGAUGGGGAGAUUAAGUGGGGGUUGAGUGUUAGGAAACGGCCUGAACCUGCAGCGGAACUAGAACUAGCUCCCUCAUCUACAGAAAAUGGCACAGAGAAGGACGAGAAGGACAAUGAGGUCAAAGAGGAAGAGAGGCCCCGCGAACAAACAAUCGACGAAGAAGCCCUAGCCGCCCUUACAGGAGUCCAAAAAGAGCGCAAAGGCCCAGAUCUCAUCAUCCGCGCCGAACCCCUCACAGAAGAAGAGGCCUACCGCCGCUCCGUCGCGACGGCGCCUGACCCCUCGACACUAGAAGACUACGAGCGCGUUCCAGUUGAAGAGUUCGGUGCUGCGUUGCUGAGGGGGAUGGGUUGGAAUGGCGAGGAGAAGGGGAAGGUUCGGGAUGUGAAGAGGAGGCAGAAUUUAUUGGGCCUUGGGGCGAGGGAGUUGAAGGAUGCGGAAGAGUUGGGGGCGUGGGUGGGGAAGAGUGAUGUUAAGAGGUUGAAUGGUGGAGAUAGAGGGGGUAGGGGUGGUGGAAAGGGGGGAGAGAGGAGACCGAGGGUUAAUGAGUUUUUGAGGGAGAAGGAGGUGAGGGAUCAGAGGCGGGAGGAGAGGGGUGGGGGAAGUUAUAGGAGGGAGAAGGAGAGGGAUAGUGGGAGAGACAGUGGACGGGAUAGUGGAAGGGAUAGAGAUGGGCAUCGAGAGCGGGAGAGGGAUCGUGAUCGAAGACGUUAA
Messenger RNA from Hyaloscypha bicolor E, 1203 nucleotides. RefSeq lists its product as uncharacterized. Lineage: Eukaryota; Fungi; Ascomycota; Leotiomycetes; Helotiales; Hyaloscyphaceae. The record is from RefSeq and is a predicted model, not a curated record. Gene Ontology annotation, cellular component: spliceosomal complex. The coding region runs from base 1 to 1203 and encodes 400 amino acids. The transcript has 2 exons. Gene Ontology annotation, biological process: mRNA splicing, via spliceosome.